UGCCGAAGUUUUUAAAUCAGCGAAGUGUUUUUAUCAUAAGGGAAUAAGCGAAAAAAGUAACCAAUGGCUGAAAAUCCUUUUCGCAUUCUCUUAGAUUUUCGUGAAUUGAAUUUCAAAUUCUACAAAUUUGUGUGGAUGAGUAUUUCACCUCGUGAAUUACUUACAAUAAAUGAUUUAAAAGAUGCAAUAUUGAAAAAAUUUGCUUUUGAGCGAACUGACUUGCUGCUUUUUCUUCGUGAUGGUCUUCUUCCGGAAGAUGAGAAUAUCACUAAUAUUUUAAGAGAAAAUGAUAAUGUUAGAUUAUUUUAUGCAGAACCAUCUAAUUUAAAUCUAAAUGAUUCAAAGGUAAUAAAUUAUGAAGAAGUUGGACAAAGUGCUAUUGAUGUCAAAGUAAAAUCUCCAGAGAAACGCAAAGGGCACUCAGAUAUUUUAGAAGACAGUAAUGAGCUAGAAAAACCUAAUAAAAAAAGAAAAUGCAAUUUUUCAAAUGGAACUUAUAUCUUUAAAAGUAAUAGCUCUACUGAAAAUAUUUCUUUAAAUGCUGUUUCUAAUGAUGCAGAAAAUAUUACAAAUUCAGAUUUGUAUAAUUUUGGAAGUGAGGAGCAUUGCAAAUCAUCUAAAAUUAAAAAGAAAUUAAAAUAUUCCAAUGAUGUUCCACAGAAUAGCUUAAUUUCUGAGAAUGAAACUUUUCUUUCCUGUGAUAUUGUUCCAGUACUGGAAAAAAACCAAAGUAAGGUUAAUUCUUGUAAAAAGAAAAAGAAACACAAGCAUUUCAAAGAUAUUUCUGAAAUUGCUUCUGAGAAUAAGAUUAUUUUUUGUGAUGAUAUUAUUGUGGCACCUGAAAUAAAUAAAAAAGAGAAAAAGCUUCAUAAAAAGAAAAAGAAUAAUAAAUUUUCUCAUGAUGCAUCUAAAAUAGAUUCUGUAUCUGAAACUGCAAUUUCUUUUUCUGAUGAAAUCAUGGGUUUAACUGAGAAAUUAGACGAUUUUGAACAAGAAUUUAAUUCAAGAAAUGAUCUAUCAGAACAAAGAGAAAGUAUAUUUGAAACAGUUACUGAUAAUUCUGAAGUUCUCAAUCUUGGUCCAGUUUCUUUUUGUGCACCUUCUGCAAGUCCUUCAUCAGGAAUUGGCGAUUCCUUGAAAACUUCUAAAGAAAAUAAUCAGAAGGUAUCUUUAGAGCAAAACUGUAAUAAAUCCUAUGUUUCUGAUGAUAAAGCUCCUACUGUAGAAACAGAAGAGAGUAAUCUGUCUUUUAGUCAAGGAAAUAAUUGUAAGAAGAAGAAGAAAAGGAAACGACAUAGAAAAAGGAAACCACUGUUAAUUAAUUCACAAAUGGAUGAAUCAAGUGACUAUAAUUUGGGUAUAUCGCAUCAGAAAAAUGAAAAUCAAUGCAUUAAAAAUACAUCAGCUGCUGAAAUUUCUUCCAGAAAUGAAGAAACUUCAGACAUCUCUAAAUCCAAUGCAUUUCCUUUUAAAAAACAUAGUAAUUGUUCAGAAAUAAAAAGUAGUUUUUUAGAACCAUUUGAUACUUAUCUUCCAAGCACAUCUACACCUUUUUUGCUAAAUCAGGUUGCAUCUCCAAGAAAAAAUAUCUUCAAAAUGCCCAGCAGUUCUAAUACCUCUGAGGAUCAAUCUUGCUCAGUUGCAGCAUCGCAGAAUACGAUUUUACUUCCCAUCCAGAAAAAAACGAAUGAAAAUUCUCUCUUCACUCGCUCGUCACCCAGCGUUAUUACUAAGAAUAAGAAUGAUGAUAACACUUCAAAUCAAGAAAAGAGCUUGCCAGUCAAGAUAAAUAAUUCUUCCACUAAAUCCUCAGAUUCAUUUUCUAAUAAAGGAAUAAAUCGAUUUCUGGAUCCAAAUUUUUCCUAUAAAAGUUUCCCUCCUUUAAAUUCUUGUCCACUUGUAGGUACUCAUAUUGCAUAUAAAGUAUUGGAAUUGGAUGCAUCAUAUAGUCCUGUAGUAUCAAAUUACAAAGAAGGUAUAGUGAAAGCUGUAAAUUCACAAACAGAUGAACUAGAAAUAGAAUUGGUAGAACCUGAAGUUAAAGAAGGUAGGACUGGAAAGUUUGAAAUUUUAUAUCAAGAUGAACUACCUUCUUGUGAAGUGAUCAAAAAAGUAACGUUGAAUUGGACAUCUUUAAUUGAUCCUGUUCGAGUGAUAUAAUGAACAAGAAAAAAGAAUCAACUGCUAUAUUUCCUGAGAAUUUUGUAAUAUUUUCCUGUUAAAUUGCAGUUAUUAAUAAAAACUUUC
Molecule: messenger RNA, 2247 nt
Organism: Argiope bruennichi
Lineage: Eukaryota; Metazoa; Arthropoda; Arachnida; Araneae; Araneidae
Product: coilin-like
Exons: 8
Coding region: 64-2160 (698 amino acids)
Biological process (GO): spliceosomal snRNP assembly
Cellular component (GO): Cajal body
Molecular function (GO): U2 snRNA binding; U1 snRNA binding
Source: RefSeq, a predicted model, not a curated record